AUGGUGUACACGCUUUAUGAGGGCUUUGUUCUCCAAACAAAGCGCACUCUAACCUCACUUUCACAUAUUCUCCACAAAGCUGAGGAACAGCCCAACGCCUCCAGCCUUCCAUCUUGUCGACUGCACGAUGACAUGAAAUCACUUAGCUAUCAAGUGUUCGCGGCAACCACGCAAACAUCGCUAGCUCUGGCUAAGCUCACAGCUGAAUCAUUCCCUACAGGAGAGACGAAUCAAGAUGUUGUCUACACAUAUGCGGAAAUGUACGCUCGCAUUGACAAGGCGCUCCAGGCCCUUGAUGCGGUUGACAAAGACUUUAUCCUUGAACACUGUGAGGCUAUCGAGCCCACGCCUCUGGGAGGGAAUAUGCAAGCCCUGUCUGGAAUUGCAUACGCGUGCAUUAUGCAGGCUAACAUCUUUUUUCAUGUAACUACUGCCUAUAGUAUCUUGCGCAUGGAAGGCGUGCCUCUAGGCAAGGUGGACUAUAUCUUACCUUUUGUGGCUUCCUAA
Molecule: messenger RNA, 507 nt
Organism: Penicillium pulvis
Lineage: Eukaryota; Fungi; Ascomycota; Eurotiomycetes; Eurotiales; Aspergillaceae
Product: DUF1993 domain-containing protein
Exons: 1
Coding region: 1-507 (168 amino acids)
Source: RefSeq, a predicted model, not a curated record